Messenger RNA from Aspergillus homomorphus CBS 101889, 1712 nucleotides. Its product is annotated as tRNA(Thr) (cytosine(32)-N(3))-methyltransferase. The coding region runs from base 121 to 1263 and encodes 380 amino acids. The transcript has a single exon. Gene Ontology annotation, molecular function: tRNA (cytidine-N3)-methyltransferase activity. The record is from RefSeq and is a predicted model, not a curated record. NCBI's taxonomy places the organism in Eukaryota, Fungi, Ascomycota, Eurotiomycetes, Eurotiales, Aspergillaceae.
GGAAGAUUUUCUCCCCCUCGAUAAGAAAAGUGGUUGCAACUUGCGAUACACGCCCCAAUCCCGUUCGUUUUCCCAUCCUUCUCACGAGUCUGCUCUCCACCGGGGCCACCUAUCGCCAAUAUGUCUCCUGUCCCGAUCGCCCCCGCGUCCGAUGAUAUCGCGACGAUUCUCCAGUCCGUCACACCCCCCGCGAUGGCCCCGCAUCGGUCGCACGACCCUUCCAACAACCAAAAGCGGAGUGAUCCCUUCCAGUUCGGCUCUCGGUAUCUGGAACAGGGCGACGACGUGUUCGAGUUCAACGCCUGGGACCACGUAGAGCCCGAUGACGAAUUCAAGGCUUUCGCCGAGGGGCAGUAUGCGAAGCAGCGCGAAUCUCCAGUAUCCGAGUUCGACAGAAAUCGCUUCAAUGCCGAUCCGGCCAAGUGGUGGAACCUCUUCUAUAAAAACAAUACCUCCAACUUCUUCAAGAACCGCAAAUGGCUGCGCCAGGAGUUCCCCGUCCUUGACGAAGUGACUCGCCCGGGUGUGGGCAAGCGGGUCGUGUUGGAGGUCGGUGCAGGCGCCGGAAAUACCGCUUUCCCGCUGUUGGAGAACAAUGAGAACGAGGAGUUGAUGGUUCACGCUUGCGACUUCUCCAAGACCGCUGUCCAGGUGAUCCGGGACAGCCCCCAGUACAACACCAAGCACAUUACGGCGGACGUGUGGGAUGUGAGCGCGACUGGGGACGAAUCGCUGCCUCCCAACGUAGCCGAAGGUUCGGUUGAUGUGGUUGUGCUCAUCUUCAUCUUCUCUGCCUUGGCUCCCAACCAGUGGGAACAGGCUAUCCGCAACAUCUACCGCGUCCUGAAGCCAGGUGGUAAGAUCCUGUUCCGGGACUACGGGCGGGGCGAUCUCGCUCAGGUCCGGUUCAAGAAGGGCCGGUACAUGGGAGAGAACUUCUACAUCCGGGGAGAUGGCACGCGCGUGUACUUCUUCGACCGGGACGAGCUCGAGAAAAUGUGGGGUCAAUGGACUCCGGAGAAGGGACUUCCCAAGGGCCUGGUGGCUGAGACAGAGGGCACGACCAACGACGAAACCACUGCGACUGAAGAGACGGCUGCCACCGAAGAGGCUGGCGUCUUUGAGGUACAGAAAUUGGCUGUCGACAACCGAUUGAUCGUCAACCGUCAGCGCAAGAUCAAGAUGUAUCGUUCCUGGAUCCAGGGACACUUUGUCAAGACUGACAAAGCCGCUGCCGCUGACAAUGAGAAGCACGAAUCUUGAGUAUGCAUGGCACUAGAUUAGAGUGUUAUUUCAUCGCGAUGUCACCGCAAUAGUGGCCAUGUGAGGCGACUAUUGUGCUCUCUCCGCGUGGGCGUCCAUCGCCAGAGGAGCAGCUGGCUCAUCCGAGGCUCUCAUCCCCAGCGGGGGACCGCUGAUACAUUCCGAUUCGCGACACUGGCAGGUUCAAUAAUUCGCUGUCACUCAUGCCAGUUGCAGUCUUCGCUCAUUGUAUGGUCAUGAACUCCGCCUUGCUCCCGGAUUGUCAACGGCUUACCGGCACUAUGAUUGUGCGUGCGGGAGAAUCCUGUCGGCAACACAGCUCCUCUCAUGCUCGAUACUAUAAUAUCAUGAUUGAAUACUCAAUCAUAGAACGUACGACGUCAUGAACGACACGAUCACUGCAUUAGAUCUACAUUAUCUACAUAGAGAAGAAUAGAGCAACGAACCUG